AUGAUUCGUAUUGCAGCUCGUCACAACUACAACAUUCAUCAUAGAUCAUUGAGCGAUGCUACAUCGUACUAUUGUAGAGACACAAACACCAUUUAUGACAUCAGCCAAUCAUGCGAGAUUGAUCACAAGAAGCAUGUAUCAUUUGAGAAUGAUAAUAGAACAGUAGUCGAAGAAGAGGAUAAAGACAAGGGGGGCCACAAUUAUAUCUCGACCUUGCUUGAGUACUUGGACGAUUUAUACUCUAAAUACUCAUUUGCCAUUGUAUUGGAGAACAAGGGAAAUACAGCCAGAGAUCAUUUAGCAAAUGAAAGAACCUACCUUGCUUGGUUUAGAACAUCCCUAUCACUGAUUACGCUGGGGAUUGGCAUUAUACAGGUGUAUCAUGUGUCCUCGGCAAAUCACAAAAGACUAGGCAGAGCAUUGGGCUUGAUCUUUGUGAUGGCCAGCAUUUUGUUUCUUUAUUUUGGUAACGUUAGGUAUUUUCAUGCGCAAUGGGCAUUGCAGCACGGCAAUUUUCCUGCUAGUAGAGGUGUUAUUACAUGGGCCUCUUUCUGUGUGUUGUUUCUAUUUGUGGGCAUGUUUACCGUCAUGGUGCUUGAAUCCAAUCUAUGA
Mucor velutinosus is the source of this 612-nucleotide messenger RNA. RefSeq lists its product as uncharacterized. Bases 1 to 612 code for a protein of 203 amino acids. The record is from RefSeq and is a predicted model, not a curated record. The transcript has 2 exons. Lineage: Eukaryota; Fungi; Mucoromycota; Mucoromycetes; Mucorales; Mucoraceae.